Molecule: messenger RNA, 7943 nt
Organism: Drosophila suzukii
Lineage: Eukaryota; Metazoa; Arthropoda; Insecta; Diptera; Drosophilidae
Gene: MESR4
Product: misexpression suppressor of ras 4
Source: RefSeq, a predicted model, not a curated record
CUAUCGAACCAUCGCCCAUCGCUAGCUUCUGCGCGUGUUUCAAUGGCCUGGCUGUAAAAAAAGGCGAAAAAUAUUGCUUAAAACUUGUUUUUCACGCGUAAUUCGAGCUCUCCCCGCAGCCAAAUUGUGAAACACCCAAUCCCCGUACAAUACUCCAAGUGUUGCAACUAAAAUACGGCGGAAAAGUGCGCGCACAGAGUGAGCAGAAUAUAAAAUGCAAAGCGUGGACGGCGACGUGCAAAAAGAAGAAAAUUUUGUACCCCUCACGAGAGACGCGCAAAAAGGCGAAAAGACGAGUAUUCCGCAUUGUUCGUCGGGACCAAGCUAAAAAGCAUUGCGUGCAAUUGUGAAAUCCGCUUGCAUAACGCAGCCGAGAGUCCUGGUCGUUUAUAAACAUUUGAAACCAGGCGUAAAUUGUAUAAGUACGCCGAGGGGUGGGGGCACCCCUUCUCCGUCGCUGUCUCCGUCUCGGCCAAUCCAAUCCAAUCCGCUGGGCAAAAAUCUCUCGGCCUCUCGGUUUCAGUUUCGGUCUCUUUUUGGUUCAGUUCAGUUGUUCAGUUGUGCAGCGAACUUCCGUGAAAUCGGUUGUUGUUUUGGCUACGUUCUCUCUUUGCGGUUUGCGCGCGUAAAUUCGUCGCUCUCUCUCUCUCUCCCCACUCUCUUUCUGCCGCCUACAAUUUGUGGGAAAAUUCUACCUAAGCAGGGGUACAGCAACAACAGCAAAAACAAAUACAGGAGGAGAGGAGCAGCUGCGUAUAGAACAACGAAAAGAGAAAAUAGAGAGCGCGAGAACCGGAACGGACUCAACGCCAACGGCAUGCAAAGCGUGUGAAUGCAGAAAAUAUGAUGGAAGCAUUGGAUCAGCAACAAGCCAAGCUAACGUCUAACCGAGAUGAUGGAGAAGCGAGAACAGGAUCGGGAACGGGCUCUGAAGUGGGAGCGACCACUGGAGGAGGAGGAGGAGCUGCCGGCGAGGAAGACGACUUCGAGGAGCCUCAUCAUGCGCUGGGCCUGGCGGAGGAGGAAAGCGAGAACAACAACGCCCAGGAGGAAAAGGGCGAAGGAAAGCGGAAAAAGAGCGCCGAUGACGUGAUAGACUUAACCCUGGCAAAUGGCCAGGACUGCCGAGACAUGCCAGAGGAAGAGACAGAGCCGACAGAGGAAUCUCCACUUGAUGGGGGAGAAGCCACAAUAACAACAGAGAACGAGGCAUCUCUAUUGGUUCCAGCAGACGCUGCUCCGUCAUCCACAUAUCUUGUCAAGCAAGAGCUGGCCGAUGAUAUCCCAGAGGAGCUCGUAGAACCUGCAAAAAUUCCACAUGAGGAGUUCUUGGGUGAUAUCAAACUAAAGACCGAAGUGGUUGACCAGGCCGAUUUAUUAAGUGAUAACCAAAGCGAGUUCUUAUCCGAUGCAGAAGAGCAGCCAGUAGAUUUUCCAGUCGUAAAACGUGUGUCUGAAGCCGCUGAGUCGGCUGUCGAUAUUCUGCCACAGGAAGCAGAGAGUGAAGAAAUGGAAGAAAAAUAUUUCCCAUCUGUCGAUAAAGAUUCCGAAAGCGAGGACGAGGAAAAACUGUUGACCACGCCAGUAAUAGAUCUGGAAACAGACUCGGAAUGUGGAGAAAAGGAGUUCUUAUCCAUUAAAGAUCCCAACAGUCCUGUUUUGCAGAACGAAGAUGUAAAGGAAGAGUCCCAGUCCUCAAAAGAUAUUUAUAAAUAUGCUGUUGGUGAGGAUGUUUCCAAUGCAGAACCUGAAGGGGAUAAAGCACCAUCGAACCGUGCUGACGAAUCUCUUCUAGACGGAUCCGAUACAGUGGAUUCUCCUUCGUUGACUAUGGAUGUAGAUCUUCCAAGCAGCGAAGACGGAGGUGCUCCCUCGGAUGUCAUUAAAAUCGAGUCGGAUUCGGAAGAUGAAGUUCGUAGUGUCAAGUUGAAGGAACCUAAUGAAGAGGUCGUUCCGAUGAUCAAACUGAAUGGGGCUCAUCAAGCUUUGAAAGAAGAGAAGCAGCAGGAUGAAGAGGAGAAGGAGCAAGUGGAAUCCGAGCAAACGCCAGAGGAGCCCAAGCAACUGUCUGUGAUAACAAACCACAUUGGCAAGAACACAAAAGUGGAGGACUCAACCGCUCCACAGGAGCCGCCGCUUUCCCUGAUUCUACCCGUUCGUACAAGCCGUAGCAGGAGCACAAGUAGCAGGAGCAGCACCGUGAGCUCUGCUUCGCAGCCCCAGCUGGUCAUUGAUCAUCCGGAGAGCGAGCACAAUGCCAGGGUGCAGACGCUGAAGCUUUCCCUGAAGCGCAGGCGCAGUAAAAGUUCCUUCGUCAGCCAACCCGAGAAACAAGCAAAGGUCGAAACAGGUAGCUCUGUCUCCUCGCUGCUCCUGCAACGCCUCCAGGGGAAUCCCACUGUGGGCCCACCCGUGGCCCCGCUGGAGAGCCAAGUCCUAAAUUGUGCAAAGUGCAAUCUACAGUUUGAGUUCGAAAGCUUCCAGCAGCUGAACGAGCACCAGGCCCAGUGCACCGGUAUCACGAGCGUCAGUACGAGCAGUUCUCAGCUGCUACAGAAGAAGGAGCGCUUCUUCCGAUGCGCGCAAUGCAGCAGUGUGCACCAGUGCUGGCACUUUUUCCUCCACAUGCGAGAAGUUCACCAGCGCUACAUUUGUCUAUAUUGCAACCACGUGUACCCCAGUGUGGAGAAGCUCUCGCUGCAUCUAGAGAACAAGCACGAUAUCGACCAGAGCCACUUCGCCAAGGAUGCGUGGGCACUUCAGCAGAAAACGGAGGAUAGGGCAAGGCAUCUCGUCUGUUGCACGUGCCAAGCCACCUUCGUGCAGGGCUCUGAGUUUGAAGAUCACGAUUGCUCCCAGCUCAUGCAGCCAUGUGCUUUGUGCGGCCAAAAGGGUUGCCAUGCCAUGGGCUGUAAGAAUAACAAACGAAAGCCGAUACGAAGGAAGAGAAAGGUGCGAAGGCCGCCGGAACUGCCUCCGCCUCCGCCUCCGCAGCAGGUGGUUGAACAACCCGCACCUAUAGAGGUAAUACCGGAGCAACCGUCAUUGCAGUUGCCGCUGCAACCGGAGCUUGAGAACCCGCCACUGCAACCAGAACUUCAGAACCCCUUCCCGGUUGAAAACAUUCCAGCGCCUGAGACCGUCGAAGAACCCCCAGCGCCUCCUGUUCCCAAGUUGGUGGUGCCCAAGAUUAUGUUACGCGUGCCCAAAGAGUUUCAGAAGUCUGUUGAUGCAGCUCUUAGCAGCACGGAUACGGAGGAAGAGGAAUUGGAAACGACGCAAGCAAUGGAAGAAGCUGUGCCUGCACCACCCGAGGACUUACCCUUUGAGGCACCACCUCCGAUUCAGCCGCCGGUGGUCAGCUUCGAUGACUCGACUUCGGCUAAGCUGAAUCGCGUUCUUGCGGAAUUGGAGCGCACCAAGCUGGACAUUGAGCGAACCAAGGCGGAUAUAAUCACUAAAAAGCAAUCCAAGGUAAUCAUGGCCCUUGCACAGGUGGAAAAUGUUGCGCCACAGGUGGUGGAUCCUCCUCAGCAGCUGCAGCCACAGCAAGAGGAGCAACGUCGCUGGUCACUCACGCCUCCUGCGUCACCACACAACAAUCACGUUAAUCUGCCCGAACCUCCACCAGCUGUGAUUACUGAAUUUCAAGACCGUCCCGAUGCAGUGCGUCGCAACAGCCUCGGUAGUGAUUGCAUGGACAUAGAUGACAGCUUGAAUGGACCAGAAAUUGAGGAUAGUAGAGAUCAGGCAAAGGAACAAGAAGAAUCCGAGGAAGGAGCUCAACCUUUACAGGAAAGGUUACAGGUUGCAGAACCGCUUCUCAUUGAGCCUCCUCCACCUGCCGACGGCAUUAUGGUGGCAGGAGCUGAUACGCACACGGUGGAUCUGCAAUUGGAUCGUCCUCUUGACCGAUUCUCCAUGGUUGAUUUCGUACGUCUGUGCUUGAAAUCUGUUUAUGCUAUGUGUCUGUACUGUAAUCAUGCUCGAAGAAUCGCGGUGAAUGGAAAGCAGCUGGUACUCCAUAUUAUUAGCCAGCACCGGUUUACGGCUACAGUGGACAGCAUCACGGCAGAGGAGCUGCAUGCGGAGACGAUUGUUGCGAGGCUAAAAAGCUUUCUCCCGCACCUAGAGAACGAGUAUAUGAAUGCAGCCAGUUGUUGCAGUGUGGAAGCUGGCAAGUAUGCUGAGCCGUUCAACGAGCGAAUCUAUGAGUGCUUCACCUGCCGCUUUGUGACCUCUACGCACAAGGAGCUGUACACCCACAAUAGGAGGAUGCACAUCAAGUCGAACAUAAUGUGCGUCAUGUGUCAGACGAACUUCUACAGCUACAGUGAGAUUCUGUGUCACAUUUGUCCGGGCGAGGUGGCCGGCAGUAUUUAUGACCUCCAGUUCCGGUGCUGCCUGUGCGAGAUGGCUCCAUUGCCUUCCGCAUUUAGGCUGAUGGUGCACCUGAGGAAACAGCACCAGGCCUGCGACAUCUGUUUGGAGGAUUGCCAGAGCCAGGCGAAGCUCUCGUCGCACGUGUGGAAGCACAAGCUGCUGCAUUUGUGCUAUCGGUGCGGUAUUGCCUACCGCAACAAGCAGGACAUCUCAAAGCAUCUGUUCUGGAAGCACGGAACGGAGAGUGCAAGCUGCAAGCAAUGUCUACAGAAGCGCUGGCGGCAUGUCUACCACUUUUGUGUGCCGCCGGCGCAGUUUCCAUGCGAGCAGUGCGGCUUUGUCUUCAGCAAGGCCAUCUACUUGGAGGUGCACCAAAGGAUGCACUCAGGAGAUUUCCGCUAUGCGUGCACGGAGGAGGGAUGCGAGGAGAAGUUUGUGUCGCGAAAGCUCCUGCUCAAGCACGCCAGCAGUCAUGUGGUAAAGGAACUGACCCAAGCAGUUCCCGAAGAGCCGACGAAUGGUGAUAUUACGGCCCAAAAGCUGGAGGAGAUCAAAAAGGAACCAGAGGCCGAAGAAACGAAAGAAGGAAAUGAAAAAGAAGAGAAACUCUUGUCUGCGGCGGAAACCAAUAAAGAGUCUGCAAAGAAGGAGGAAUCGGAGGAGUCUGUAAAAGAGCAGACAGUGAGUAAAUCUGAGAAUCGCAAGCGGCGCAAAAAGUCUAAGCGCAACAAGGAAUCCUUGGAAGACCUCAAUCUCAUCGCACCCAAUCUCUCGGAGUCUGAUAGCAGUGAAGACAGCGAUUCCAGUGCACCGAGAAGCAGCCACCAGGAGCAGCCAGUUCUGCCUAUGCGAUCGUCUGUGGAUGACCUGGGCAUGCCCAAGGUUAUGCUCUCCCCAUCCUCGGAAAGUGAUGCCGACGAACUGGAUGGCCAGCUCAAGCCGGAGGAUAAGGAAACACUUAUUGACGGCUCCAAAAAAGACACGGAUUUGGAUGCUAGCAAAGCCGACGACGAAUCAGAGCCCAAAAAGGAGGAAGAUCAAGUGGAUGUCUCGAUUUGGAAAAACUUGCUUCAAAAUCAGUCGGUCAUCCCGGAGGAUCAGGCGGUUAAGGAGGAGGAAAGAGAGGCAGUGCUGGUCAAUCAGCCGCCUGCCAAGCUUCAUGUUGCCUGGUCUGAUCACGAUUACUGCAAGUUGCACCGGACACCACCACCAUCGCCCGUAAAACAAAAAUCAUCCGGCAAGGCAUCGACCAAAACUCCAGGGCAGAAUGCCUCAAGCGAUAGCGACAGUUCCAGCAGCUCCAGCUCAUCGGACUCGGAUUCUUCAAGCUGUUCCUGUGGCUCAAACUGUAGCUGCAGUUCCAGCAACAGCAGCAGUUCCAGCGAUGACUCCGACGAUUCGGACAGUUCCAUCGCUCGAGGAUCGCCCCAGAAGCGGUCGCGCAAGAAAUCGCUAAAGCUGAAGAAAAGCACAGAGUCACUCAAAAACGGACAGCAAAAUGAUCGAAUUCCAGAGGACGACGAUAAAUUGACUGCCGUGAAUGAAAACCAUAAUUCUGGUGCUCCACCAUCGCCGAAACCACCGCUGUAUAAUGAGUCGGAUUUCGAUACUGCUUUCUCGGAUACAGAUGAAGAGUUCUACGACUCCCAUCCACAGAAACUGGCCAAUGAAUUGCUGGCUCAAAAACGCGAGGCUCUCCUGGCGGAGCAUGCACCACUGCGUCCGAGCAACAAUUACGACAUUGUGGAGAACAGUCGACCUUCGACGCCAUCCCUUCCUGAGGAGGCGUCUGCUUUUGCAGAUAAGCGGGAAAGGGUGAGAAAUAAGAAAAAGAAGCGGGAACGCAAGUCUACGUGUAGGUCUGGCAAGAUGCCACAGAUGGCUAGUACACCUCUCCCCAUGGACAGGAUGAUCGGAAUGCCUGGGAUGAUAGCGCCUUUGGAGCCACCCACUCCUAUUCCGUCUCACCAAGAAUCUUCUUUAUUUCCCAUCACCCCACUAACCCAUCGCCAUUUGCAUUCUUCGAUGACCAGAAUGAGUGAGGGCAGCAGUUGCUCCGAUGCCGAUGGCCAAUUGAAGCGCUCGAAACGUCAGCGAAGACCCAACAAGUUCUAUGGCUACACGAGCGACGAUGAAAACAUGAGCACCAUCCUUGCACCACCACUACAGGUGGGAAUGCAGCUGAUAAAACCACAGCCGCCACCACAGUUGACCUGGGCCAAGGAGGAUCUGCCCACACCGCCCAAACAGCGUAAUAGGAAUAACAACAAUAGUCACCACCAUCACUCGCACAGCAAUGGUGGAACCGGCUUGGCAGGAUCGUCGCGGAAGAGGAGUAAGCAGCGAUCGCUGAUUGGAGCAGGAGGAUCUCGCUCGGCCAAGCGCCACAAGCCAGAUCGAGAAAAUCACUUGCCACCCAUUCCGACUCUCAAGAUUCGACCCAGCCUGCUGCCUGCCACAGCUCCGCCGACAGACAGCAGUGACAGCAGUUCUGAUGAGGAUGAUGCGGAGAUUAAUGUGACCAGUUUGGCAGUUCCGCAACCAGCACCUCCUCCAGUUUUGCCACCGCCUCCCCCGGUGGCUUUGCCGGUUCAACCACCUCCACCGCCUCCUGCUGCUACUGCUUUUAACCAACCCAUUCCACCUGCCCUGCUGCCUAAUCCCGGGUUCGCUACGCUGCAGUACUUCAAGGCCAACAACAUUCGGUAUCCCAUUCGACCGCCGGCGGGAGCGCGUCUCGCUCGCGAGGGAGAAUCCGUGUACUGCUACUGUCGCUGUCCCUAUGAUGAGGUCUCCGAGAUGAUCGCAUGCGACGGGGACAACUGCCUGAUUGAGUGGUUCCACUUCGAGUGUGUGGGAAUCAUGGUGGCGCCGCAGGGCAAGUGGUUUUGCGCCGAGUGCAGACCUAAGUACUCGGAGGGAAUCUAUCAGGGCGCCAAGCCGCAAUGAAAGGGGGCGGCUUAACUGCAUCAUUGCUUCCUCCUACCACAAAAAAAUCAACUAUAACUACAAACCCCACUACAGAAUGGAUUACGCUUAUUAAUUGAUAAAAACAUGUAGUCGCUUGUUCUCGGCGAUCAACUGAGAAUGAGAUCUAUAUCUUAUCUAAAAACUACUAAAAAAAAACAUCUAGAGUAAUAAAGUAACGUAUUGUAAAAAUGGAGGGAAUAUUGUUACCCCAGGCUCAAAGAGGCUCUCCGAGGAGAGCCUAAGCUAAGCUAAUGCUAAUUUAAAUAUCUGCAAAAAGCUUAUCAAGUAAUACAUAUAUAUUUCUAUAUCCACUUAAAUUGUAUGUAAAUAUCGAUGGCUGCAUAUUUCGUAUGCAAUUUGUAAAAUAUCUAGAUUACGCGAGAGAUCCCAUAAACACUUAGGAAAUAGGGUAUACACUUAUAAAUAGAAGUCCCCAAGUAUAGUACAUAACUAAUUCUACAUAUAUAUAUAAUGACUAUGAUUAGAAAACAAACAAAUCGAAAGCCAGCUGCAAAUCGAGAUGCAAUGGAUUAUGAGAAAAUAAACAUGCAACAUUGUGAGACGUAUACAACAAAAACUAUCAAAACUAA